AUGAACUAAAAGUAGAAAUAAACCCUUUUAAAUUAUUUUUGCUAAUGUAACAACGAAAAAAUAAAUGUCAUCUCUUAAAUAAGGGAUUUUAGAAAAAAUGAUAUGGUGAAUGUUGUUGCAAGAGCCAAUUUAGCUUAAUAGUUAAUCUUAUUUUAAUAAAACAUAGAUGAAGCAUAUGAAUUAUUAUUAGAUUUAAUUGGACUUGAAUCAUAAAAUGUGAAAUGUGUUAUGCAUACAGCAGCUAUAAAUUUUUAAGUUUUUGAAAUUUUGGGUAUUCAAAAGCAAUGUCAACUUUUAAUUGAUAUAGCAAAUAAUUAUUAAAUACCAGAUUGCUCAGUUCAUCUAUUGUUUUCUUAACCAUUUUAAGAAUAAAUGAAAGAAACAGCUAAAAUUAAGAAUUAAAGAAUUAGAUAUUUAUGUCGAUGUCAUCUUGCAUUUAUAAUGGAAGUUCCUGAUCCAGAAAUUGGAUAGUUAAAUGAAAUUUUAAAAUUUACCCGCUUUUUUAUUAUGGAUUCAAAAAUAGUUAUUAAUGAUGAUGCAAUAUACUUUUUAAGAGCAGAAUUCAAUCGACUUUAAAAAUCAGAACAUCAUGAAUUUGGUUUCUCUCAAUUUAAUAAGAGAAACACUCUUAAUUUAAUUAAAAAAAAAGAAUUUGCACAUAUUGAUAAAAAAAUAAUAAAUCACUUUAAUGUUGAGAUAACAGUAUAUAAAUUAAUUGCCUCUAAUUUUUAACUAAGUUUUAUUUGUUCAAUUUAAAUAAUUAGAUUUAAUAUGUAAUUACUGAGUUUAUUAUAUAAAUAUAAAAGUGAUUAUGAUCUCUCUUUUUAACAUAAUGAUAUGGAGAAUGAUCCUUAAUAGAUUUUACCUUAUUUACUUUAAAUUCUAACAUUAUUAAUUCAAUUAAAUCAAGAUAAAAUUAUAAUUAAAGUUUUAUCCUUAAUUAAUAAUUUAAAAUUUAGUAAAAUAGAGGAUAUGUAAAAAGUUAAUGAAUCAGCUAAUUUAUUAUUGAAACAAUAGCCAAAUUAAUAAAUAAUAGAUUCUUUAUUACCUAUAUUUAAAAAAUAUUUGCCUGAAAUAUAUCAUAAAUUUGCUAUUUUUAGUAAUUAAUAAAUUGAUCUUUCAACUGUUUCAAAAGAAAAAACAAUAAAUAAUUUAAUUACUUCAAUAUUUAUUAAAUAGGAUAAAGAUUAUCUUGCUGCCAAUUUUGAUAAGUUAUAUGAAUUGAUGUGUAAUGGUAAUUAACUUAUACAAAUUUAGUUGACUCAAAUAAUCCCAGAAGAGACAUUUGUGAAUUCCUUGAAUUAGUGUACUUAUUGUAAUAUAGAUAUGACUAAAAGUUUCUUCAAACAAAGUUGACUGAAUUCUUUUCUUAUUCUUAAGAAGAUUUAAAUAGUACACUAUUGAUGAUCUAUCAAUAAUUAGAAAUAGAUGUAAAUAUCAAAUAACCUUAAAGUCUUUCAUUUGAAUAUAUAUCUAUUAUAUCUAAGCUUCUUCAUUUAAUUUUAGUUAUCUGUUAGAAUCCAAAAAAUAAAAAUCUUUAUAUGGAAUAUUUUUCUAUGUAGAUGCAAUUUAUACAUAAUUUUGAUAAGAAAUUACCUUAGGAAUCUGAUUAUAAAUAUAAUGGCAAACUUGUUAAUAACCCACUUAAUAAUGAAAUUGUAGAUUUAAAAAAAGCAAAGACACUUUUAUUAAACUUAGCUUUAAUUGAAAGAGUAUAUAAAUUACAUAAGAUUGAUAAUCGUUAAAUAUUAUUGUUGAAAUUGUCAAUUCUAUCUUAUUAUGAUAGUGUUCCAGAAUAUUUACUUUUAUAAUUAUCAAAAUCUUCCUAAAAUUAUAAGGAUUUAAAAAAAUAAUAUCCAAAUACAUUAGUAAUAAAAGAAAUCAAUUUUUACUCAAAAAUAGAGAAAUUAAAAAAGAACUUAGGUUCAGAUAUAAAAUUAAAAUCUUUAUAGGGAAUCCCUACGUUAAAUAAAUUUUUAAAGCAUGCACGAAAAUUAUUACUUUAAAAAUAAGUCAGUAUAAUAACUAAAGUAUAAAUAUUGGAAUAAUUAAUGCCUCAACUUACUAGUUCUUUAUUUGAAUUUUAAGAAAAGCCUAAAUAUUAAGAUGAAUUAUUCUAAUAAUCAGAUAUCCAUAUAUUUAAGAUAGAGCAUAAAGAAUUUAUUUCAUUUUAUUUAGGCAAUGGUGAAUUAUGUACUCCAGCUUUAUUUAUAAAUUAUAGAGCAGAGGCUAUUUAUGUUUAUUUAUAAAUAUGUUACAAGCUUUUAAAAUUUUUAAAAUACUUAGGUUUUUACAAAGCAAUAAAUACUAUUUCUAAUUAAAUAAUUUUAUUUUCCUAAAGAGCUUUAGGAAUAACAGUUUUAGUGAAUAUAUAUUCUCAAAUACCAUGGUUGAUUGAUACUUAAUAAUGGUAGUAGAUAACAGAUGGUAUUUGUAAUGUUGUUAAAUAUUUGAAUAAAAAACAAGACUAUGCAUAAGUAACAAGUGAAAAUGCAAGAUAAUCAUUAUAUCGUUAGAGAAGAAGUUAGUGGGCUAAAUUAAAAGAAUCACAUGCUAAAUUAGUAUAAUGUUUUGAUGACAAUAAUUUAUUAAAAGGAAAAUUUUAUAGAGCAUAUUUUAAUUUUACUUUAGAAUAUUUAUGUUUAUUAAAUCAUUCAAAUCCUUAUUUAUAUGAAAAGUUAUUGUUAAAAUAAACAAGAUCAUUUGAAUUAAAAACCAAUUGCAUAAUUUUAAAAUAAUUAUUUAGAUGCACAGAUGCUAAAUAAUAUUGUUUUUUAGUUGAUGAAAAUUGUAGACAUGAAUUAGUUUUAGAUUAAGUAAUUUUAGAAUAGAUAAUUCCUGUUCUUGUAUUAGGAUUAUGUGAAUAAUAAAUUAGUUAAAAUAUUUGUAAUUAUGGAUAUUAGAUGUUUAUUUUAGUAUAAAAUUAAUUAGCAUAAGCACUUCAUUAGAAUAUCGAUUAAUCAAAAUUAUAUAUGUAUUUAUAUUUAAGAUUAAAAGAAUUUUUGACAAAUUCUUAACCUUAAUUUGUUUAAUAGAUACAAUGUAAAUGUCCAUUAUAAAAAAAGUAUGAUAAAAAUAAAUUUGAAUUUGAUUUAAUUGCAACUUUAGCUUCAUUUUAAAUGAAUUAAAAGAGAAUACUUUUAUAAUAAGAAGAUAUAUCUAUAAUGAAAUGUGAAAAUUUAGGUAGAACUUCUGAAUUAGCAAGUAUAUUUGAUAUCUCAAUUAGAAGAGACAUUAUCGUAAUAAAUUUCUUUGAGUUUAAUGGUGAAAAAAUAAUAUUAAUAUCUAAAUAUUGUCAUCUUACUAAAUAAUGUCUUAAUAAAUAAGUUAAUUUAAUUAAUAAAUGUUUAUAAUUUAAAGAUGCUUUGAUGUAUUAUCUAAACUUAAUUUAAGAAAAUAUUGAUUGUUUAGAUGAAACUUCUAGUGCGCCAGGAUAAUGGUGGUCAAGAAGAGAUUAUUAUGAAUAAUAAUUACUUAAAAGAUAAUUAAGUAUAGAAUAUGCUUUAUAAGAACAUAUUGAUUUUAUUUAUAAAUCUGAUAGUCCUUUACUUAUUUUGAGUCCUUAAUUAUAAUUACUACCAUGGGAUCAUAUCAAAAAUACAGUCUUUAAUCGAGUUUUAUCUUUAGGACAUAUUUUAGAUUUAACUAAUCUACCAACAGAUCCAAAAUAAGAUUUGUUUUAUGUUCUGAAUCCAGGAAAUGAUUUACAAAAAUCAGAAAAGAAAAUUCUUCCUUUAUUAAAAUAAUAUAAUUUAAAAGGCAUUGUAAGAGAAAAACCUAAUAAAGAAUUAAUAGUAGAAUGUUUAUAAAAAAAAGAUUAUUAUUUUUAUAUAGGACAUGGAGGAGGAGAAUAGUAUAUUAAUGAAAAAUAAGUAUUUUAAACUUAAAUGUAUUUAAGUGGUAGACCAUAUUUAUUAGGUUGUAGUAGUGCUUAAAUGAUUGAUUUAGGAAAAUUUAAAGGAACUAAUCUAUCUUUUUAAGAAAUUUAUCUAGACCAUGUAGAUUGGCAUGGAUUGGCAGUUUCAUAUCUACUUAGAGGUUGUCCAUCUCUAUUUGGAUCACUUUGGCCUAUUACUGAUAAAGAUGCUGAUCAAUAUGCUUUAGAUUUCAUUACUGAAUAUGGCAAAAAUUAAGAUCUGAAACCAGAAUUAAUUAUUAUGUAAACUAAGCCUAAAUGUAAUUUGAAAGUCUUAAAUGGAGCUGCAUUUGUACUUUAUGGAAUACAUGAAAUGAAAUGA
Paramecium sonneborni is the source of this 4238-nucleotide messenger RNA. Lineage: Eukaryota; Ciliophora; Oligohymenophorea; Peniculida; Parameciidae. The record is from the annotation of a GenBank genome assembly.